GGCUGUGCUUUAACCAGGCUGACAUGUUACCCGCAGUAGUGUCGCCUCCCGGGUAAAGCUGGAAUAAUGGAAGAGGAGGAGCAGCUGCGCUCUUUGAUGUUUCUCGUGACUUACAUGCUGCUGAAGCGCAUGAGAGACAUAAACGACGCAAACAUUCAGAGACGCAACGAGAUCCAAAGACGCAUCAGACACCGCCAGUACUUCUUCCAGAGACAGAGGAGGAUGCUCAUGAUGAUGAUAGCGGGAGGUGUCCGCUCCAAUGCCCGCAUCCGCACUCGUCCCUGGACCACCACUCCAAGCACAGACUGGUGGGAGCGGGUUGUCAUGACAGAAUUCCAGCCCUCUGAUUGGCUGGAUAAGUUUCGCAUGAACCGGGAGACGUUCUUCUACCUCUGCGACAAGCUGAGGCCCCGCCUGGCUCGACGCGACACCAGUUUCCGCCUGGCACUGCCGGUGGAGAAGCGCGUAGCUGUAGCUUUGUGGCGCCUGGCAUCCAACAUCGAGUACCGCACCAUCAGCGCCUUGUUCGGUGUGGGGAAGUCGACCGUGUGCAGGUGCGUUAGAGACAUGUGUCACGCCAUCGUGGCGCUCCUCAGCUCCAUCUACCUCCGAUCGCCAGGUGAGCAGGAGCUGGAGGAUUCAGCUCAGCUGUUCCUGUCUCACUGGGGUUUCCCUCACUGCGUCGCUGCUAUAGCAACACUCCACACAGCUAUUAUCACCCCAUCAAACAACGCAUCUGACUACGCCAACCCUGCCGGCUGGCUCUCAGUCAUGUCGCAGGUGGCUGUUAGUGGUCGGGGGCACUUCUGGGAUGUAUGUGCCAGUUUCCCAGGCGGGACAGAUCCAGCUGAGAUCUUACAGAACUCUUCGCUAUGGGCAACAGCCGCCGAGGGUGGACUCUCACCUGCCCCACCACCUACCUUCAUGGGAAAAUCACUCAGGUAUGUGUUGCUGGGUGAGGCCUGUUACCCGCUCCAGAGCUGGCUGAUGAAGGCCUAUCCUGAGGAACAGGGCAGGACGGCGAGUCACGCGGCACUGACGGAGCAGCAGCAGCUGUUUAAUGGACGGCUUGCCCGAGCGCUGCACGUGUCUCAGGAGGCGCUGCUGAGGCUGAGGGCACGCUGGCAGUGCCUCAGCAAGAGGAACGACUGCGGACUGGAUGUGGUGCCCACCAUGAUCCUGGCUUGCUGCAUUUUGCACAACAUGUGCGAGUCUCACGGGGACGCAUUUAAAGCGGAGUGGCAGGUGGAGGUGGCCGAGGCAGAGAGUCCCCAACCCAGCCACAAACAGCUUCUCUCUACAAGCAUGAACCAAAGUAAUAAUGAGGAAGUCAGGCAGCUCUUCUGUGACUAUUUUGAAGAGCAAAAUAAGCUAAAUAAUUGAACACUUUUUUCCAUGUGCAGUUAUACCUUUUGUUACAUUACCAGCAUGACUGGAUUACUGAAAUAAGAAUCUCAAUCUGUUGCUUUUUUUUAUAUUUACCUAACUUUACUUAAAUUUAUGUCAUUACAAUUUUUAUUGGGCUCUUGAAUUUUCUUCAAACUGUUCUUCAAAGAGAACAGUACAGAUAACAGAACAGAAUUAAACUGAAAAACAGUGAAGUAUCUUAUAACAUGUCAGUUUUCCCUGAGCUCUUCUUGUGAGCCCACCCACACUAGAGACCAUGCUUUUCCAAGAGUCUUUAUCAAUGUUCAGCUUUAAAUCCGUCUGCCAGAUUAGCCUUAAAAUGUCACAUUUCCCAUACUGUGUGUUGGCAACAAUCUUAUAAAAGGCAGAGGCAAAGCAAGCAUUUCUAAACAUUACACUUAUUUAUGAUGCACUUUGGUGAAUUGGGUUCCUUUUAUUAUUAUUUUUUUAUGGUAACAAGAAACUCCUGUAUAUGUUUUGCUCAAAUGCACUAUUCAUACAAUAAUUCAAACUACUACAAAGGCAAUAGAUUAAACCCUUGUGAGUAAUAAAAUUAGAGUAGCAGAAAUAAAGAAAUACAAGAAAGAAAUGAAUUUAUCUUUUCAUAAUAUCAUGUUGUCUUCUUUAAAAUAUGUUGAUGUAAAUAAAAUGGUUUAACAAGUA
Neolamprologus brichardi is the source of this 2070-nucleotide messenger RNA. NCBI's taxonomy places the organism in Eukaryota, Metazoa, Chordata, Actinopteri, Cichliformes, Cichlidae. The record is from RefSeq and is a predicted model, not a curated record.